Molecule: messenger RNA, 366 nt
Organism: Trametes versicolor FP-101664 SS1
Lineage: Eukaryota; Fungi; Basidiomycota; Agaricomycetes; Polyporales; Polyporaceae
Exons: 2
Source: RefSeq, a predicted model, not a curated record
AUGUCUGCCUCGUCUUCCCCAUCUCUCGGCGACUUCAUCAACGGCGUCGAGAAGCUGGACUCGAAGGGAAAGAACUGGAUUGUCUUCGAACAACAGUUCACGGUUGCCGCUCGCCAGAAGGAGGUCUGGGACCACUUCACCGGCAAGUCGACCCGUCCCACGCCUGAUGAAGCGAAGCCUCCCGUUGUCGACGAAGCUGCCGUCGCCGCCUGGGAAAAGAAGGAGAACCUCGCUUUGUAUCUUCUCAUGCUCAAGAUCGCGCCGGUCACAUACGCGAAGCACAAGCGCAAAGGCACCGUAGCCAAGAUCUGGGCUGCGAUCGUGGCCGAGUUCUCGAGCAAGUCACUUCUCGCCCGCUCGAAUCUC